GAUUUGGUUACGUAUACUUGACUGUGGUGGAAACGGAAAUACAUUUUGAAUGGCAAUGCUGUUCAGCCUUUGAAAGAGAAGAGAGACGUUUGUAAACAGAAAGUGGUCACAAAAACAAAGUAAUUUAAGCUGUAGCUGUAUAAUAUUUAAAUGGGAGGAAACUCGAAAGCUACUUUUGUAAAUAACGCAAGAAUCCAAAAGGAGCAGCUUCAGCUCAGUAAGAUACAAAAGGAGCUGGAAACCAUACUGGGAAGAGUCAACGAAGCCAUUAACGAACUGAAAGUAGAAGAAUUGCAGUUAAAAGCAGGAGCAGCAGCAGCUUUAAGUGAAAACAUGCAAUCAGCAAAUCUAAACCAACGAUGUGAGCAAGAGCAGCCCAGCACCAGUUCCCAAGCCAGUUUAACACUCGCUCAAUUGCCACAUAACUUAACAUGUGGACCACUAGAUCAGGAAAACGCGCAAAUCGAUGCUGUUGUCAUUAAUAAACAAAUUAUAUAUUUAAACACAGCAACAGGUAACAAUAACAUAGAAGAAGAGGAGGACGACGAGUUAUAGUAACAACAAAGUAGAUGACAGUGACUUGUGUGACUUUGUGAUUAUUUUUAUUCAUAAAUAAAUGGAUUUUGUUUAAACAGA
Messenger RNA from Bactrocera oleae (olive fruit fly), 636 nucleotides. The record is from RefSeq and is a predicted model, not a curated record. NCBI's taxonomy places the organism in Eukaryota, Metazoa, Arthropoda, Insecta, Diptera, Tephritidae.